This is a messenger RNA of Zingiber officinale, 4334 nucleotides long. Its product is annotated as kinesin-like protein KIN-4A. Gene Ontology annotation, biological process: mitotic spindle organization; microtubule-based movement. Gene Ontology annotation, molecular function: microtubule binding; ATP binding; microtubule motor activity. The transcript has 25 exons. Bases 679 to 3786 code for a protein of 1035 amino acids. NCBI's taxonomy places the organism in Eukaryota, Viridiplantae, Streptophyta, Magnoliopsida, Zingiberales, Zingiberaceae. The record is from RefSeq and is a predicted model, not a curated record.
CAAUGCACUCGCAGCUUACUUUUGCAACGUAAUUCUCUCUCUCUUUUUGACAGCCAUCUGUCUCCUGAUUGAUUGGUUCCUCUCUUUCGUUCGCAAUUUCAUCAGCCGUGGCGGAGAAUUAAUCUACUAGCAGAGUCGGGGGAGAAGAAGCAGAAGACGAGGAGGGACAUUUUGGGAAAGAGUGGCGCUGAAGGUUUCCUCCCACUUGGAUUCCAACCACACCGCCACCGCUGCUGCCGCCGCCAGCAUCCGCCACUGCCGCGCGGACUAGUGUCGCUGCUCUCCUGCAGUUGCGAACGCUCAAUUUUGGCUUUGCAGUGAAUCUCAAGGAAGUAUGAUGGCGGUUGUUGCUGCUGUUGCGGUUGCAGUCGUUGGUGCUACCAAAUCCUCCUCCUGACCGGCCCUCCCCAUUUCAUUCCGUCCCGCUCUUUCUGUUCUCCAACAAAUCAUUCCAUCGCGUCCUCUGUCUGUCUGUAUCUCUUCUCUCUCUUUCUUUCAGAAUUCAUUUCAGAGUCACUUCCAGACAGUGUGCGCGCGCCGCGCGACCAAAGUUGGCAUUUUUCUUGGGUUUCUGCCCCUUGCUUUUGCGUUCUAUCUGGAAAAUUUCACAGCGGAGUGGAUCUGGUGGUCGUGGUUAGCCUCGUCGCAUGGUCUUGGGCAGUGUGCUCUUCGAGGAAGAUGGCGGUGGAGAGCGGGGAGGAUUGCUGCGUGAAGGUGGCGGUGCACGUAAGACCUCUCAUCGGCGACGAGCGCCAGCAGGGGUGCAAGGACUGUGUCACCGUCGUCCCCGGGAAACCACAGGUGCAAAUUGGCACCCAUUCGUUUACUUUUGAUCAUGUAUAUGGGAGUACUGGUACUCCAUCGUCCGCCAUGUUUGAGGAGUGUGUUGCCCCACUUGUGGAUGGCUUAUUCCAAGGAUACAAUGCAACUGUUCUUGCAUAUGGUCAAACAGGGUCAGGAAAAACAUACACUAUGGGAACUGCAUGUAAGGAUGCUUCUCAAACAGGUCUUAUCCCUCAAGUUAUGAAUUCUUUAUUUAGAAAAAUUGAGACUUUGAAGAAUCAAGCAGAAUUUCAGCUGCAUGUCUCAUUCAUUGAGAUAUUGAAAGAAGAAGUGAGAGAUCUUCUAGAUAGUUCAUCUGUCAGCAAAGUUGAGGCUGUGAAUGGACAUACUGGGAAGUUGACAAUACCUGGAAAGCCCCCAGUGCAGAUACGGGAGGCAUCAAAUGGGGCAAUAACACUGGCUGGAUCAACUGAGACUUUUGUGAGCACUCAAAAGGAGAUGGCUGCAUGUCUAGAACAUGGUUCAUUGAAUCGAGCAACUGGAAGUACAAAUAUGAACAAUCAGUCAAGUCGUUCGCAUGCCAUCUUCACAAUCACAUUGGAGCAAAUGCGCAAAAUUGGUGCUAAUGUGACUACUGAAGGCGCCCACAUGGAGGACAUAGGUGAUGACUAUUUAUGUGCAAAACUGCACCUGGUAGAUCUUGCUGGAUCAGAACGUGCCAAGAGAACAGGCUCAGAUGGUCUUCGAUUCAAGGAAGGAGUUCACAUUAACAGGGGGCUGCUAGCCCUUGGAAAUGUCAUAAGUGCUCUUGGAGAUGAGAAGAAGCGUAAAGAGGGUGCCCAUGUUCCUUACCGUGAUAGCAAGCUUACUCGGCUUUUGCAGGAUUCACUUGGUGGAAAUAGCAGGACUGUAAUGAUCGCCUGUAUCAGUCCAGCUGAUGUUAAUGCAGAAGAAACACUCAACACAUUGAAAUAUGCUAACCGAGCUCGCAACAUUCAGAAUAAGCCCAUUGUCAAUAGGAAUCCAAUAUCAGAUGAGAUUCAGAGAAUGCGGCAACAUAUUGAAUAUCUGCAGGCAGAAUUAACCUGUUACCGUGGAGGAGGUGCAUCAGAUGAUAUUCAGGCUCUGAAAGAGAAAAUCUCUUGGCUGGAAGCUACUAACGAAGAUCUGUGUAGGGAACUUUACGAAUACCGUAGUCGAUUUUCUCAGGAUGAGCAAUUCGAUACAGAUUCUAAAAAAUCUGGAAGUUGUUUUCUUAAAGAAGAAGAUAAAAAGAGGAGCCUGCACAACACAGAAAGCUUUGAUUAUCAUAUGGCUGAGGCUUUGCGAGGUGAUUCAAAGGACAUAGAUGAAGAAGUAGCCAAAGAAUGGGAGCACACUAUAUUGCAAGACUCUAUGGGAAAGGAGUUGAAUGAAUUAAAUAGACGACUGGAACAGAAAGAGUCUGAGAUGAAAAUGUUUGGUGGACUUGACACAUUUUCUCUUAAGCAACACUUCAAGAAAAAACUGAUGGAGCUUGAAGAGGAGAAAAGAACAGUCCAGCAAGAGAGAGACAGAUUGUUGGCUGAAGUUGAAAACCUUGCUGCAGCCUCAGAUGGCCAAGGCCACAAGUUGCCAGAGAACCACUUGCAGAAACUGAAGGCCCUUGAAGCACAGAUAUUGGACCUCAAAAAGAAACAAGAGAACCAGGUUCAAUUGUUAAAGCAAAAACAGAGGAGUGAGGAAGCAGCGAAGAAGCUACAAGAAGAGAUACAAUUUAUUAAGUCACAGAAAGUCCAGUUGCAACACAAGAUAAAGCAAGAGGCAGAACAAUUUCGGCAGUGGAAGGCUUCUCGUGAGAAGGAACUACUUCAGCUAAAGAAGGAGGGAAGAAGAAAUGAGUACGAGCGACAUAAACUUCAAGCAUUGAAUCAGAGACAAAAAUUGGUUCUUCAUAGGAAAACGGAGGAGGCUGCAAUGGCUACCAAGAAGUUGAAAGAGCUGCUUGAAGCUCGAAAGUCAUCAGCACGUGAAAAUUCUGUUAUUGGAAAUGGUCAUUCACCAGGAGUUCCAUUCAAUGAAAAAUCUCUACAACGUUGGCUGGAUCAUGAACUUGAAGUUAUGGUGCAUGUGCAUGAAGUUCGGAAUGAAUAUGAGAAACAGAGUCAAGUACGUGCUGCCUUGGCUGAGGAGCUUACCUUCCUGAAACAAGAGGAGGCUUCAUCAUGUGGUGCCAGUCCACCGAGAGCAAAAAAUGGAAACUCAAGAAUGCCCUCUUUGUCUCCAAAUGCUCGAUUAUCAAGAAUAACAUCGCUGGAAAACAUGGUGAGCAUAUCAUCAAACACUCUUGUAGCCAUGGCUUCCCAACUUUCGGAGGCAGAGGAACGCGAACGGGCAUACACAGGGCAUGGAAGGUGGAAUCAGUUGCGCUCCAUGGGAGAAGCGAAGAGCUUGCUUCACUAUUUGUUUAAUGUUGCAGCAGAUGCAAGAUGCAAAUCGAGGGAGAAGGAAAUUGAUAUCAAGGAUCUGAAAGAGCAACUGAAUGAACUUGUUAGCCUUCUUAGACUCAGUGAAGCACGGAGAAAAGAAAUGGAGAAGCAACAGAAGAUGGGAGAGCAAGCUGUUGCAGUUCCAUUAGCGACAUCACCUUUGAUGAGCUCAAAUGGUUCCCUGAAGCACUCUGCUGAUGACACUAGUGCUCCACUUUCUCCAAUAGCAGUACCGGCGCAGAAACAACUAAAGUACACUGCUGGCAUCGUUAAUAGCCCAAGCAAAACGGCUGCGAGUUUUGACAAUCAACCACUGAAGAUGGUGCCAAUUGGGCACCUCUCGGUAGGAAAGAAACUGGCGAUAACUGGUCAUGGAGGAAAGCUUUGGAGAUGGAAAAGGAGCCAUCAUCAGUGGCUCCUACAGUUCAAGUGGAAAUGGCAGAAACCAUGGAAGUUGUCUCAAUGGAUUCAGCAUAGUGACAAAACAAUUAUGAGAGCUAGACCCCGAUCCCUCCCUCUCCAGAAGAUCUCUUGACAUAUAGCUUCAAACUGGUACCCAACAAUCCCAACCAGUCCCCGUGCGAGUAAUUUUAUAGCAUGAAGUGGUCAGAAAAUCUCCUUCAUAUGUAAUCAAGGCUCGACAAUCUCUUUUCUUAGAGGUUUUGAUUAAAAGAGAAGUCCAAUUUGUACAUGUUUAUAGCUUAUUUCUUCAUGUGUAAAUUGUAAGCAUAUAGGUAAGCAUAUUGACAAGGAAAUUACUAUCAGCCACACUCCCAUGUUCCUCUUCAAUAACAAGGCCCCAUAAUUGUCCCCCGAAUGUAAAGAUUUUCAUCAGUCUUUCCAAAAGCUCUGAAGCAUCUUGUAAAGCAUCAAAAAAAAUCUAUAAAAUGCUGGUAAUGAAGGGAGAUGAAGGGCAAAGCUUGGCAUUGGCUUGGUACACUUUCUUUUUGUAAUUGUUAUAUUUUUGCUUUGGUGUUGAGUUAUAUCUUGUAUGUAUUAAGCAUACCAAACCUUUCUGCCAUUGUUUGUGUGCAUUAGGGGUAAAUGUCCAACAAGUUUCAUUUCACGGAUUUAAAUCAAUGU